AAGACUAGCACUAACAUUGCGUGGCAAAAGAGAAAUCAAUUUUUGGAGAAAAAAUCGAAUCUUUUGGAAUAUUUGUCUUUUAAAAUGCAAUAUCUUCGUCAAGAUAAGAAAGACGAGGAAGAUGGCAGAGGAUCAAAUCCAUUUCAAGGACUGGACAAGGCAACUGCACUUCAAGAAGCGAGAACUUUUAAUGAAAGCCCUGUCAACCCAAAAAGAUGCAUCCACAUACUGACCAAAAUAUUGUAUCUCUUGAACCAAGGUCAGCAAUUUGGUACAACUGAGGCUACCGAAGCUUUUUUUGCCAUGACAAAGCUUUUUCAAUCAAAAGACCCAAUGCUAAGGCGCAUGGUUUACCUUUCCAUAAAAGAACUUGCCAAUGUUGCGGAGGAUGUUAUCAUUGUCACAAGCAGUCUGACCAAGGACAUGACUGGUCGAGAGGAAGCAUAUUGUGCUAAUGCGAUUCGUGCUUUAUGUAAAAUCACGGAUGCGACAAUGCUACAGGCUAUUGAACGUUACAUGAAACAAGCCAUAGUUGAUAAGAAUAAUAGCAUAUCAAGCAACGCACUAGUGUCAUCAUUGCAUCUUCUCAAUGGCAGUUAUGAUGUGGUAAAGCGAUGGGUUAAUGAGGCACAAGAGAUGAUUUCCAGUGAUUCUAUCAUGGUUCAGUAUCAUGGUCUUGGAUUGCUAUAUCACAUCAAGAAACAAGAUCGUCUUGCCAUCUCGAAACUUCUCAACAAGUUCACUAAAUCAUCCAUGAGAUCACCUUACGCAAUGUGUAUGAUGAUUCGUAUCGCGGCGAAGUAUGUAAACGAGGAGGAUGAAGGAUCCUCCAGUGGCUAUUAUGAUUUCCUUGAGAACUGUCUGCGACAUAAAAGCGAGAUGGUGAUAUACGAAGCUGCCAGAGCUUUGGUUAACUUGAAGAAUGUUGAAACACGUGACCUGUGUCCGGCUAUUUCCGUGCUUCAGCUGUUUCUCAGUUCUCCUCGGCCAACGUUGAGGUUUGCCGCGGUGAGGACAUUGAACAAAGUAGCAAUGUCUCAGCCGGCGUCUGUUGCAAGCUGUAAUCUGGAUCUUGAAAAUCUUAUUACCGAUGUAAACCGUAGUAUCGCGACUUUGGCAAUAACUACGCUGCUUAAGACCGGAAGUGAGUCAAGCAUCGACCGCCUGAUGAAACAGAUCUCGUCUUUUAUGUCGGAGAUUUCCGAUGAGUUCAAGAUUGUGGUAGUGGAUGCAAUCAAGUCAUUGUGUAUGAAAUUUCCCAAGAAGCAUUUGGUGAUGAUGACUUUCCUCUCGUCCAUGCUGCGUGAUGACGGAGGAUUUGAAUACAAGAAAGCGAUCGUGAACACCAUUAUUCAUAUCGUGGAAGAAAAUUCUGAGGCAAAAGAGUCCGGUCUCUCUCAUCUUUGUGAGUUCAUCGAAGAUUGUGAGCACACCGUCCUUGCGACACGAAUUCUUCAUUUGCUUGGCCGAGAGGGACCUAGGACCCAGAAACCAUCGAAGUACAUACGGUUCAUAUACAACCGAGUGAUUUUGGAGAAUGCUGCAGUUAGGUCAGCUGCUGUCACAACCCUUGCCAAGUUUGGUGCUCACUGUGAAUCUCUGCUACCGAGUAUCGAAGUAUUGUUAUCUAGGUGUUUGCUUGAUACUGAUGACGAAGUUCGUGAUCGAGCCACGUUCUAUCUGAAUGUGUUGAGACAACAAGACAAGGCUUUAUCUUCAGCUUAUAUUUUGAACGGCUUACAGGUGUCCGUGGUAGGCCUGGAGCGAGCUUUGAAUGCUUACGUCAAAGAAGCUCCAGAUGCACCGUUUGACAUCAAGACCGUUCCCUUGGCAACGGCGUCGAUGCAAGAGCAAAUGGUGAAGACGAGCAAAAGCAGCAAAACAGAAGCGCCUUCAAAUCAGCCAACUGUGGUCACUUCGAGACAAGAAGUCUAUGCGGAACAGCUUGCCGCGAUUCCCGAGUUCGCCAACCUUGGUCCGCUGUUCAAGUCUUCUGCUAAGCCACUUGAGUUGACGGAGUCAGAGACAGAGUACGUGGUGAACUGUGUAAAACACGUGUUUAAUGAUCACAUCGUAUUCCAGUACGACUGUACGAAUACGCUGAACGAUCAAAUACUCGAAAAUGUAACCGUGGAUAUGGAGGUAUCCGAAGGUGAAUACGAGGUCGUGAUGACAAUCCCGUGUCCUAGUUUACCCUACAAUACACCUGGUAUCACCUAUGUCCUUGUCAAAAUACCCGAAGAUCAAACUGAAGUCACGUGUACCUUUUCCAACACAAUGAAGUUCGUUGUAAAAGAUUGUGAUCCCAACACUGGCGAAGCUGAUGAUGAAGGAUAUGAUGAUGAAUAUGUGUUGGAAGACGUGGACGUUGUGGUCGCUGAUCACGUGCAGAAAGUGUUCAAAACGAACUUCGCUGCGUCGUGGGAGGAGAUUGGGGAUAGUCACGAAAUGAAAGAUACUUAUGCCUUGUCUCAAAUGAAAAGCUUGGAAGAUGCGGUGAAACAGAUCAUCGAAUACAUGGGCAUGCAGCCAUGCGAGCGAUCGGACCGAGUCCCUUCAGACAAGAAAUCCCACGUUCUGUUAUUGGCCGGUUGCUAUCGAGGCGGGCACGAUGUUCUUGUUCAAACAAAACUGGCGUUCAGCGAUGGCGUUACCAUGCAGAUCACUGUCCGAAGUUCUGAGGCGACCGUUUCCGAAGUCGUUCUCUCGGCAGUCGGUUGAGGAUGUCAUUUUUGGUUGAUGAAAUUUUUGCCGAUGUUCAUUUUUGUAGAAAGCUCAUCAUGGCAAAUUAUAUGUGAAAGAUUACUAUGAAA
Molecule: messenger RNA, 2813 nt
Organism: Xenia sp. Carnegie-2017
Lineage: Eukaryota; Metazoa; Cnidaria; Anthozoa; Malacalcyonacea; Xeniidae
Product: coatomer subunit gamma-2-like
Exons: 23
Coding region: 85-2721 (878 amino acids)
Biological process (GO): organelle transport along microtubule; endoplasmic reticulum to Golgi vesicle-mediated transport; protein secretion
Cellular component (GO): endoplasmic reticulum-Golgi intermediate compartment; Golgi membrane; COPI vesicle coat
Molecular function (GO): structural molecule activity
Source: RefSeq, a predicted model, not a curated record